AGAAACAAGCUUAGAUCAAGGUGGUGCUGGAUGACAAAAAAGGGUUUUACUUGCAUCCGUGCAAAGAGGAGAUAUCUUUGAAUCCGCUGCGUUAUAGACUCGGUGUUUUGCGAAGCUUAAUGCGGCUACACUGUUUUCGAAUAAGUCGUGCGAGCUGGAAAAGAGGACCUCAUGUUAUAUAAUUAGUCAUUUCAAUUAUUGGAUCAAUAUCUAAAAUAACGUUGUUUUUAUGGAAACGUCGUCGUAGUGGUCUUUUAGUGGUUCCUACUAUCAUUUCAGUCAAGAGGGUCACGAGCUCGAAUCCCUCUGCAAAUCAAGAACACCAUCUAGAAGAGUGUGCUGUCCUCAAUGCACGAGGUGGAGUGUCCCCCUGUUCCGGUGAAUUGACGCUCAUGCAAACAACAUAAACCCUCUCUAUCGGCCCUAAUCAAUUUUGGAGCAUUUGUUUAUAAUAACGGACGACAUUUCCACAUCGUGUAUGAAUAUCUCAGCUCAUAAACGUGCUCUUCACUGUCGAACCUCUACCGGCACGACUCAGCCCUUGCAACGGUAUAGAUAGUAUCAUCAGGUAGGAACAUCCAAUAGGAGUUUAAUUGGUGUGGAUUCAGAAGGUUCAUCACAAUGUCUUCACCCGAUCCCGUGUACCAUACCUUACAACCUCCCGACGACGUCAACGAAGAAAGCAACGAGCUUGAAGUGGGACUUGACGAUCAGGAAGAUGAUCACGGUAUUGAUGGCGAUAUGACGAGUAGGAUUCGGCCAUCGAAUGGUUGUUCAACCGACUUACCGACAAGGAUUGUAGAAAGCCCACCGCCUUACGAGCCUACGCACCAAGACAAUCUCCUUUCAUACGAUGGAAGUUUUCCAAUGGCCUCAAUGUCAAGAGAUGCAUACGGUAUGGACGAUGAUGAGGACUUUGACGACGAUGACGAUGACGAAAAGAAUCCUCCUAAAUGUGGCUGGGGAAGGUUUACUCCGAGUUGCAUGAGUGUAUGCAUGAAUGUGAAAGCCUACCUGCUCGUCUACUCCCUGAUUGGUAUAAUCCAAGUGAUGACGUCAUAUGGGAUGGUAUCUAUUGCUGUAACAACCAUUGAGAAACGCUUUCAGCUGACCAGUUUUCAAAGUGGAAUCAUCCUCAGUGCAUACCAGUUCGCCAGCAUGACAUUUACCAUCUUUAUCACGUAUAUUGGCGAACAGCGUCACAAACCUCGCUGGGUUGGUGUAGGAUCUUUGUUUCUUGCAUUGGGUUCUAUCAUCUUCACCUUACCUCAUUUCUUAAGUGAUUUUUAUAACCCAGAGGACCAUACCGGUGAUGGAUCCAUCAAUCCAGGGGUUUGUCCAAUGGUCAAUCUCAGCAUGGGUGUGACCAAUGGAAAACUGGACAUAUGCGAUAGCAGGAAUACAACAGAAAUCGGAGGUGAUAGCGGUGAAGACCCUUCGAGAUUCUUAUGGUUCUUCAUCUUAGCUCAGAUCUGUAACAGCCUUGCUGCUGCCCCUGUCUUUACCCUCGGCUUAACUUACAUGGAUGACAACCUAUCAUCUAAAACAUUUGGCUUAUACAUGGGCAUUUUCAACGGAAUAAUGAGUUUUGGACCAGCAGCUGGGUAUUUCAUCGGAAGUAUAACACUCUCACUUCAUACCAACUUCUACGCUGAUAUAUCAAGUGUAACCAUGACUCCUGAUAACCCACUCUGGGUAGGUGCUUGGUGGCUUGGAUUUCUCAUCAGUGCUGGCCUUGUUGCUCUAUCGGCAUUCAUAAUCAUGGCCUUCCCAAAAGCCUUACCAGGAAUGAAGAAGAAACAGCGUGAGAGACGUCGACAGGGGAACAAAGGUAGUGAGUUUGUGGUUCGAUCAGGACUUGGUAAUUCAAUACGAGACGCUCCAAGAGCCCUUGUCAAAAUCCUUAGCAAUGCCCCUUUCCUCUUUCUCGCACUGGAAGCAGCCACCGAUUACUUUAUUGGGACGGGUAUCUUUAUAUUUACACCAAAGUUCGUCGAGUCGCAAUUCAAUAUGAACGCCAGAGAUGUUGCCAGAUAUUUAGGUGUCAUGGUAAUGACGCAACACUUUCUUGGAUCAAUCGUCAGCGGCGCUUUAAUCAAGAAAUUUGAUUUAAAGUUUGAAGGCCUUCUGAAACUUAGUAUCUGCUCAAUAUUCUGCUCUCUAUUAAUGGGCCUAUCAUUUCUCAUGCAUUGUCCUAAUCCACCAUUGGCAGGGAUCACAGUGGAAUAUCAAACAUCGAUACCGAUAUCUAGUGAUGAGAUAUCACUAAUCUCACCAUGUAACUCUCGUUGUACAUGUCCUGAAUACUUUGAACCUGUAUGCGGGGAAGACAGUGUCAUGUACUUCUCUCCUUGCCAUGCUGGAUGCACCGAAGAUGAAUACGUAGAUGAUGACGGUACAAAGAUAUACACCGAUUGUCGAUGCAUAGUGCUUAAUAAUGAUACGUUCAUAUCUACCUAUGAUGACGUCACAACGGAUAGAAGAGAUCUAUACGGAGGUGUUAAACCAGGGCGCUGCCAAACCUCAUGUAAUUUACAAUGGCUUUUCCUCGCGUUACUAUGGUUUUUUGCAUUCUUUGGGACCAUGACGUCUAUUCCUGCUUGGAUUGCAACAAUGAGGUCUGUCUCCUAUUCACAGAGAGCUUUCGCCCUAGGUGUACAGAGUGUGUUCUAUGGUGGUUUAGGUACUGUUCCAGCACCCAUCGUAUUCGGAUUGAUAAUUGAUCAGGCAUGUAUUAAAUGGGACGAGUCAAACUGCAGUGGGUCCGGGGCCUGUCUAGUCUACGAUAAUCAAGCAUUCUCCAAAUAUUUCCUCAUCCUUGCCUUGUGUUUUAAAUCAGCCUCGUUAUGUUUAUUGUUGCUCUCUCGAUCGUGCUACACCCCUACUGAGGAGAAGCUUGAUGCCAGAGAUGUGUACGCCGGGCGGUCGAGACCACGGUUUCCCACAACAGAACUUUAAUGAUGACUCAGAGGGACCUUAUUCAUUUUUCAGAAGAGACUUUUAGAGAAGAUGGCCUGAUUGAUUCAGAGAAGUGGCCUCACAGACGCUUCUUUGUCAUUUUUAUUUUUGUUUUUUUAUACAAGAGAAGAGAUUGGAGAGUCGUUCUGAUACUGAAACUGCUGUUAAAACGGACAUUGCUGAAAUUACUCGUCACAUUUUGGCCCAUGAUGGCCUUACGGUAUAAUAAGAUACAUAUCUUACAUGUCUUACAGUCUCUGGAGAGAGACGUGCGCUGACUGUGCAACUACCGUACGAUUUCACGGCACCUACAGGGAUCAUAUCCACUAUGAUUUUAUCUCAUAUUAGCGUUGGCAAUAUGAGUCUUUAUAGCACAUAACCCGUAGACUUUUCGUAAAUGGCAGCACGUCGUUUCAGGCAGAGUUUUGAUCACUGGGGUGCCCUACGGAGACUGUUUGUUCAAACAGUAUUUGGAUAAAGAACCGGGUUUAUAAAAUAAACGUAUAUCGACAUUGCAUGUCACUGUUCGAACCCUAUAUCUACCAUCUGCCCAUAUAUCGCACGAUUCCUGAAUUAUACCGUACGAUUCAAUUAUAGAGACACACCGCCUAACGACCUACCCUCUACAGCCUACAGUCAACGUAAAACGCAUGUGUUCUUAUUGUCUGCGAGUAUCGCACUCGUAAUUACACGGACUUACUUCGACCAUGUCGACAUUCACUGGCUAUGCGAGGAUUGCAACGAGAUCGUGUUUGGAUUCUCCUCAGCAACUACUAGUACACAUAUAUUUGAAAUAUAUCAUUCAUAGAUCGUACGGUUAUUAGGCAUAUGCUACACGGAGGUCGUAAGGUUACCUUGCGAUCUUCAUACGAGUUGUUUAUUUACAAAUGUGUAGCUGAUAUCAUCCUAGCAAUAUAUAUGCGAUGUUGUGAUCAAACUUCACGCUUAUACAAAAUCUAACAAAAUAGGAGAGGCUAUACGAUGUCAGUAGGAACGCUUUAAAAUAGUAGGAUAGUCGAACAGCUAGAGUUUGUAUACUUUCGGAUGUGGAAGAUACGAUUGGUUUACGGGCUCCUUACGGUCAUCUUGGGCCAAAUUUGAAAUUAGCAUAAAAAUGUUGGGAUUAAUAUGAGAUAAACAUGUAGACAAUAUAAUCUUUAUUUGGUCGAGGAAUGUAGCUAAUAGUACCUUGUAGUAGUCUUCUUUUCUUUUGAAAUUAUUGGUCUAAUAGUCUUUCAAAUAGAGGGACGUGGGCUCGAAUACCAGGCAAUGUAUGUUUUCCAUCAGCAAUAAAAUUUCCCAUAGUGUGCUGCACUCAACCCAUUUGAGAUUAAAUGGUACCCGGCAGGAUUAAUUCUUUGAAUGCAUCUUAUUAUACGAAAUAUAAAACAUUCUAAUUUUCUCAUCAUUGUCAAGAAAAACAACUUUUAAUUUCACUACGUAUUGUAUCUUGUUUUUUAAGAGAUGUGAAAUAAAUGAAUUUGAAUUUUGAAAUGGAACAUGUGGAAUAAGCAUUGUUUAAUAUUACAUGGUUUUGUCAAGUUGGUCCUUAUUUUUAAAUCUAUAAAAAAAACACGAAAUAUUGUAUAAUUCAAACAAUAAGAAACAAACGAAAUAGUGAGUGAGGGACAUCAUUGACUGUUUAAUUUGCAUGUCUUGUGCAUCACCGUUUUGUGAAAAAUAAGCGAAAAUCUAAUAUAUCAUAACCUUCUUAUUUUACAUCCGAUUUUGAUGAAAUUUUCAGCAUUUUGCUAGUUUUAUUUUUCUCUAUUUAUUCAAAUCAACAUUUUUCUGGGGUGGACUUGACCUCUAAGAAAAUUUUUCAAAUUAAUGAUACCUUAAACAUUUGGCCUGUUAAAUAAAAUGAGUCAUUACACAAUAACGUUAGCUAAGCAGGACACCCAAAACCAUUUAAAUACGUUGUCUUAGACUUCUAAUUUCGAAAUGUAAAUAUGGUAGUCGAAAGGAAUCGAAUUCGCAAUGAUGCAUUUGCGAGCAAUGUGAUUGAAUCGUUUUUUCCGUCAUACUUCACUUGUUAACUUUGCUUGUGGUUUGACCAUGGACCUACUAUAGUAGGUCAAUGGUUUGACUUAGAAACCGGAUGGAAUGUAUAUAGGCGUAGCAUCUAUAUCGCCCGAUGCGAGAGUAACAUUGCCAAAUAAUCAAUGCAAACAAUUAUUAUUGCAAGUGAUAAGUGUCUUCUUUGAUAUUAAAUGGCAUUCGAUUAUUUUCAUAAUCUAUAAAGGCUUUUCAAGCGUGAAUAGGCAUUUUGAUUUAAUGUAAGUCCUAUUGCCAUAUGGACAUUACAUUACUGGUAAAACUGAAAUCAAUGAUUCAUGUUCAAUCUUGUCUGUUUUUCUUUGUUAACAUUACUGAAAUAGAUAAAAUAGAAAUUGAUCUACUAGUGCAAGUGUAGUAUAUUUGCUUGUACGACAUUAAUUUACUAUUUUAUAUCAGGGGCCGCGGAAUGGUUUUCAAAGUGGGGGGGGGGGGGGGCUGACCAUGCAAAAAAUCACAAUCCUAUGGUCAUUUUUACGUUUUUGUACACGGUUUUGCUUCCGCGGCUCCUGUAUAUUUCAUUUGCACUUUUAUCUUGUUGUAUACUUAUUGAAAAUGUCAAUUGUGCAAAUUUUAUCAUUUAAUAUAUUUCUAUUGUGCUACUGUAAUUUCGCUUGCAUUUGUUACUAUAAAAAUCCAAAUGAAACAUAAUUAUAUCUUGCCGAUGGCUACAGUUUUCUUUUUCAUUGCAUAGUAGCAGUACAGGGCUCUCUCGAAAAGCAGUUUUUAUGUACUGAAGAGACCACCCUGUCUCAAGAAUACAGAAAUAAAUGAUAAAUAAAUAGUACAUUAUAAUAUGGUUCAUUUUAUAUGGAUGCCUUAUUAGGCCCACGAAUUGUAAAAAAAGGGGUGUAUUGACUUUUCACCCGGAGUUUUCUUUAAAAAGGUUUUUUUUUCUCUCUCUCUCUCUCUCUGGACUCCUGAGAAAGUUAAAAAUCUUUCCUUAGGUAUAGAGGGUUCCCACAAAUAAUAAAAACCUGUGCAUCAGACUAUGAAAAGUCAUUGUUUUCGUGGUUUUGCUAUUGUUUUGUCCUCCACCAUGACACCAGGGAACCUCUAUUGUAAUGACAGGCUACAUGAGAUGAGGGGGGGGGGGGGGAGGCUGUCUGUCCUGAGAUAGGGGGGGGGGUACAUUUAGCAGUGUUCCGGAUUUAGGGGGGUCUCCAAGGCAGGAAAAGCCCGCGAAAGGGGGUUCAGAAAUUUUGGCAGACAUGGGGGGGGGGAAUUAUUCACGUAAUUUUACAACAAAUGAAUGGCCUACUUUAUGAAAUGAAAUGUUUGUAACAAUGCAAUAAUUCAUAUAGUAUUCAAAUAAUUUUCAGCUCGUAUUUCUUGUUGUGUAUAACAUAACAUGACUGUGUACAUAUGCAUACAGUUCUUUGUUCUAAUAAACUUGUAGAAACUGUGUUA
Lytechinus pictus (painted urchin) is the source of this 6426-nucleotide messenger RNA. Its product is annotated as solute carrier organic anion transporter family member 4A1-like. Lineage: Eukaryota; Metazoa; Echinodermata; Echinoidea; Temnopleuroida; Toxopneustidae. The record is from RefSeq and is a predicted model, not a curated record. Gene Ontology annotation, biological process: sodium-independent organic anion transport; transmembrane transport. Gene Ontology annotation, cellular component: plasma membrane. The transcript has 15 exons. Gene Ontology annotation, molecular function: protein binding. Bases 622 to 2958 code for a protein of 778 amino acids.